Molecule: messenger RNA, 2147 nt
Organism: Dioscorea cayenensis subsp. rotundata (Guinea yam)
Lineage: Eukaryota; Viridiplantae; Streptophyta; Magnoliopsida; Dioscoreales; Dioscoreaceae
Exons: 4
Coding region: 414-1961 (515 amino acids)
Source: RefSeq, a predicted model, not a curated record
CUGUUCACAAGGCCUCACUCUUUCUCUCUCUCUCUCGCUCUCUCUUUGUCCUUGUCUUUCUCUUUCCAUCCUUUUCAAGCUCCACAGUGUAAAAUGGUUUACAUCUUGCUUGCAAACAGCCAACACUUUUAGUCCCUACUUCCCCCUUCUCUUCUUCUUCUUCUUCUUCUUCUUCUUCACCAUUGGGUGGCAACCAAGUGGAGCAAUAACAGUUGAAUAUGUUUACUGAAACAAAAGGAAGAUGAAAUUAUCCGGAAAUCACUGAAAAAGAGAUUGGCAUGGAGAGAUUGGAGCUUUGGGUGUCUAUGGAAUUGAUUUCAUGAACAUUCACUUUCAUCCAUAUUUUAAAUACUGCGACUUUGUGCGGAUGAACCAUAGUCCAUUGCUUUAGAAUCAAACAAGGAGUUAGUAGGAUGAGUUUGAAUCUGAAUGCAGACCAACGGAAUUGUCGACAAAGAUGUAGAGAGAAAUCAGGCCAGUGCAGUAACGAACUCAAACUUUCGGAUAAUGUCAGUCGUUGGCAUUCCUUGGGUGUGUUGCAAUCUAAAACAUGCUUGACAGCUUCCUUGUUACACAUCCCAUUGAAUUUGAGAUCCUCUGAGUUCGUCUUUCAGAAAACAACAAGUGUGAAUAAUGUGAGUGAACUUAUUUUCGAGUAUUUCAUGGCAGCUGGUCUCCGAAAUGAAGAUCUUAGUUCCUCAGGGAAAAAUACUCAUGAUUCACCAGCGACUAUUGUCAAGGCUGAGACCCUUCUAAAUGAUAAUGUGAACCGAUUCAGCCGAAGAUCAGCUUAUACCAAAUGUCUAGAAUCCCCUGAGUUAACUAAUGGUUCAAUGAAAAAGCUUGAAAAGGUUUCUGCAUUGAAGAGUUCUGUAUGUGGGUCAGAUCAAUCGAGCGAGCUCUUGCAUGGUUCCAUUUCCAAAGCAUAUCUUCGUUGUGUAUGGAAAGAUGGCUUGCCGAAUUUUGUGUUCACAAUGGAUGAUAAUUGGGAAGAGGUGUUUGUCGCCAAUCCUUAUAAGAUUGAAUCCAUUACCGAUGAAGCUUUGGAGUACGCAUACUUGUUCCAUGCAAGAAAAUGUCGUAAAAAGGGUACCAAAAUUUCCAUCACUGAUUCCUGCGAGUUUGUUGCGAAAAUGAAUGUGUCCAGUUCACUUGUUCUAAACUCGAGCAGUUCUAAAGUCACAGAGACCAAGUUUGUUCUGUUUGUCGCUAGUGAAGACCGACCGAUGGAAUUAAAAAUUUCAUCCUCUGCUUCAAUCAAAGGAAAGACUUUGUCAAAGAAGAUGUCAAGUAUAUUCAAACCAGAAUAUUCAUUCAACAAGCGUAAGCCAAGCUUUCAAUAUGAUGAACUAGUAAAGCCACCAUUUCUGUUCGAAUUAUGCAAUGCUGAUGGAAUAGACUCAAAGAAAUACCUUGAGUUUAAUUUUCCUCCUAAUCUCGAGCUGGCUUCUGUUGUUGUGAAGGAUUCUCAAUGUAAUAGUACGAAGAACAAGCCGGAAAUCGGUGGUUGGGGACUUAAAUUUCUCAGAAAGGUUAAGUUGGACAAUUCCAAUACAACAAGGCAAAAUGAGAAGAUUGUGAAUGUGAUAGUGCCGGAUGGUUUUCACGGUGGUCCGAACACCAUAAUUGGCGGCCCAUCGAGUCUUAUUCAAAGAUGGAGGUCAGGUGGACAUUGUGAUUGCGGCGGAUGGGAUCUCGGAUGUGCACUCACCGUCCUCAACCAAGUUCCAUCUUCAGCAAAAUCUUCUCCAGAGGAACACUCAAAAGAAGAUUCUAAACCUGUUUAUUUGUUUACAAAGGGUGGAGAAAAGGGCGAACCGAUACUGAAAAUGGUGAAUGCCGACGAGGGACUUCACUGCCUCUACUUCGAUCGAACUCUUUCUGCUCUGCAAUGUUUCUCUGUAGGAGUGGCUAUCAUACAUUCCCAAACUCAAGCUUUCAAUCAAAACUUUUGCAGGUAAAGAGAGAAAGGUUUUGUUUUUGUGGUUUGUGAAAUUAUAGGAUAUUAAAAAAAGAAAAAAAAAAACAAAUGGAAAGGAUUAGUUCAGUGAAAUAGAUGUGAAUUUUUGUGUAGGUCUUGAUCCAUGUGUUUGUAAUGUUAACCCUUGCUUUUUGUUUUGCAAAGUAAUAUAUGUAAAUUAGUACAA